AUGACGCCGGUGCCCCGUGGCACGGGGAUUAGUGCCGCUAGAGCGGAGUUGUUGGCCGCUCGGAAGGAAGCUCGAGAAGAGGCCUUUAAUAAGAUGCUUAACGACCGAAUCGUUCGACGAGAGAUGAUGGAGCCUGUCCUCGAGCCAGAGAAGGGGACGGUCAGUGGGACCUCAUGCCUUGAGGACCACUCGGGACUCACGUCUGAGGAGUUGAGAGCCUCAGCGGGCCGGAAUGUCGCUGCCAUCAUGCAGAUGGCCACUCGGUCUAACAACUUGAAGGGCUCAUUUGUACGGCGUUUUAAAGAGGCGGCGACUGAACUUCAGGAAAUAGUGGAGGCUCUCGCGUCUCGGGCGGAGACUGAAGAGAAUCGCUGGCUACGUGAGGACAAUGACCGGCUACGUAACGAGAUUGAAAAAAUUAAAACGGAGUUGAAGGCUCACCGACGUGAAUUUUCCGAGAUGCAAACGGCGGCUAAAAGUGGGACGGCAAAAAGCACCGCGGCACCUACACUGGAUGCAGACACAAUUGAAGCAUUCAAGGCUUCAAUUGUGUCCUCGGUCGGGGUGAUGUUAGAUGCCCGAUUUGCCGGCAUCGAGGAGCGUCUUCUUCCACAGAAGAUUAUUCGUCCCCCUCUGGGGGCGGAUCGCAGAUCAGCUACUCCACAGACAGUCAAUCCACCGGAGUCAAUAAUCCAUAACGUUGAAGCAGCGGCGGCGUCCCCUGGAGCUACACCGGCAACUGCUGGCUCAAGUGGGGCGUCGCCGGUUGCAGAUAGCUGGGCAACCGUUGUAAGAAGGAAAGGGAAGAAGACCUCUAGCCCGGCAACGUCCGCUGCUGCACCUCCAGCGGAUCCUCCGAAGGCCCCUCCCGCAGCUACCCCAAAAAAGGCUGAGCGAAGCGUCGUUGUUCCUAAAACCGCCGCGGUUAUUAUUACGAUGACGUCAGACGCAUUAAAAAAGGGGGUGACCUAUGCUCAGGUCCUUGAACUGGCUGAGAAAAAAAUUAAUUUGCAAGAGCUGGGCAUUGGUGCGGGUAUGAAAAUACGACGAGCCGCCACGGGAGCUAGACUCCUUGAGCUACCACAGGGGCAGACACAGGAGCAAGCCGAGGUACUGGCUGGACGACUUAGGGUGGCAUUGGACGGUAUAGCGGAUGUUAACCGACCAUUAAAAAUGGUGACCCUCUGGGUCACUGGUUUAGACGAUUCUGCCACGGAUGAGAAAGUUGCAGCGGCGGUAGCCCGGGCUGGGGGUUGUCUUCAGUCUGCAGUGAAGGUGGGUGACGUGCAGCCGGGCCUCAGAGGAAUGGGCUCGGUUAUAGUUCACUGCCCGGCGGACGCAGCCAAGAAGAUUUGUGACACUGGGCGGCUGUUGGUUGGCUGGAGUUCUGCCGAUGUCCGUGCACUUGAGCAACGCCCCUUGCGCUGCUUUAGAUGCAUGAGCAUGGGGCACACGGGCCCCGUUUGCCUCUCAAAGAAGGACCGGAGCAGACUGUGCUUCCGGUGCGGUGGCGAAGGACACAAGGCGGCGGGGUGCGUGGGUACUAUGCGUUGCGCCGUCUGUGCUGAUGCGGGCUUGUCGUCGGGGCACAUAAUGGGGAGCAACAGCUGUUGCCCCCCUUCUGUUAAAGGAGGAAACGGCCCCCAGCCGCGGGCCAGUGAAAAGAGUCCAGCGCGGGAGGAUACUAAUAUGUCGUCAUGA
Molecule: messenger RNA, 1701 nt
Organism: Bicyclus anynana (squinting bush brown)
Lineage: Eukaryota; Metazoa; Arthropoda; Insecta; Lepidoptera; Nymphalidae
Exons: 1
Coding region: 1-1701 (566 amino acids)
Molecular function (GO): nucleic acid binding; zinc ion binding
Source: RefSeq, a predicted model, not a curated record